Messenger RNA from Aspergillus ruber CBS 135680, 866 nucleotides. RefSeq names its product polysaccharide biosynthesis domain-containing protein. The transcript has 5 exons. Lineage: Eukaryota; Fungi; Ascomycota; Eurotiomycetes; Eurotiales; Aspergillaceae. Gene Ontology annotation, cellular component: cytoplasm. The coding region runs from base 124 to 573 and encodes 149 amino acids. The record is from RefSeq and is a predicted model, not a curated record.
AAAAAAACUGAUCGCGGGGCAUAUUCAAGACAGAACAUUACUGUUGCUAUACGCGCAAAGCGGUUUUCAUUGCAUAUAGUUUCACGGAUUUCCUAGAAGAGUCCAUUACACAUACCAGCCAAAAUGUCGAAGCCAUUUGACCCAGAGCAGGCGCAGAACCUGGAGGAUAUGGAGAAGCAGUUCGCGGUCAAGGCCGUCGAACACCUCAUGACAUACUGGGCCAUCCUCGAAAAGGUCCCCGGCUCGAAGCUCCGCUUGACCAAGAUGGACGACGAGAUCUACGCACACUUCAAGGAAGAAUUCCCCGACUUCGACCCCGCGGCGACACUCAUCGAGGACGAGAUGAAGAGCAAGGCCGGCAAGGAGAAGUGGCGCAACUGGAUGAUGAAGUAUGAGAAGACGAUUCACGACUUCAACUUUGGCACGAUUAUCCGGACGAACCCCAAAUACGAGUAUGAUCAGGACACUACUAUUUUCGGCGUUCGCAUGCAGUUCUACGCUGUUGAGAUUGCGAGAAACCGCGCUGGUCUGAACGACUGGAUCUACGAGAAGGCACAGAAGGCUAGCUCGUAACCGACGCGACGCUUUCCUUCGUCCUCACCACUAGGAGCCACCCAUGAAACGCGGUUUCGCUCAUGCAUAGGACCUUAGACACGGAAUUGUCCAACGAUAGCGGAUUUACGUUAAACGAUUUGAUAUUAGACGACAAUAUAGAUUGGACCAAUCGAGUUUGGUUUCCGAGACCCGAAUAUACUUUAUGGACAACAUUUUCCUUCCGAGUGCUGCGCAUAUCGACCACUCCGUGCAUCGUGUACCAAAAUGCAUGGUAUUGCUUCCACUGGCAUUAAAAAGAAUGAGAAAAAAAA